Opisthorchis viverrini is the source of this 387-nucleotide messenger RNA. RefSeq lists its product as hypothetical. Gene Ontology annotation, cellular component: Nem1-Spo7 phosphatase complex. The record is from RefSeq and is a predicted model, not a curated record. Lineage: Eukaryota; Metazoa; Platyhelminthes; Trematoda; Opisthorchiida; Opisthorchiidae. The transcript has a single exon. The annotation marks the transcript as partial.
CAACACAUCAACUAUACCCCAACCGAACCUACAGAAGAUUUGAAAGCAUUCGAACGUCGGCUACGUGAGGUGAUCAAUGGUUUGGGCCCGAAAGCUCGUUUGUGGCGCGUCAUCCUUUUUGUCGUCACCCUUUCUUUCCUCACCACUGCCUAUUUUUGGCUCGUUGAUCCAAAAACCUAUCAAUUCGGAUUCGUCAGCUCACUGCAAAAUCACCCACAGUUUGUGAUUAGUCUCAUCAGCCUGAUCGCCCUGUUUCUGAUGGGCGCGCAUAAAAAAGUCAUUCUACCCAAUAUCAUAGCGCAUCGGUGUCGUGUCAUUCUGGCGGAAUACAAUAUGACUUGUGACAAUUCGGGAAAAUUGAUUCUCCGGCCUAAACCAACCCUUUAG